AUGGGAACCAUAGAGGAUAAUCACACAAGCCUUUUGGCUUUGAUUACCACUCUUUUGACAAUCGUUACCUAUCACUUCGUCUUGCAACGACUUACACCAUCGACUGUCAAACCUAAGGGAGCCCAAAAAUCGAGUGUCGUACAUAAUUUGACAUAUCGGGUGAUGGGUGUUCCUAUUGACUGGGAUCGCGAAAGACUGCGAUUAUUUUUGACGGCCGAAACGAACCUUGAAAGUCUGUCUAUAAAGUCUCUCGCCCGUGAGGCAAAUACCGACUUCCAGACAGCCACGGCCACAUUGGGAGAUGCUCCCUCCCAUCUUCGAAAUAUCCAAAGUUGGCAAAUUCGGAUACCCAAAGCUCCCAAUGCUCAACCAUUUGGCGAGCAGCAAUGGCUUGUUGUUGAAAGGGACUUUCUGGGCAUAACGACGCUUUACGCACCGCCUCCGGACGACCACAAAGUCGAUGUCGUUGCAUUAUCUGGUCUGGGCGGCCAUGCAUUUGGAUCAUUUCGUGAGAGAAAAGGCACGCACAUGUGGUUGCGAGAUUCUCUUCCGGGGCAUCUCACCUCAGAGGCUGAUGGCAAGCCAAUGGCGAGGGUCAUGAUCUACGGCUACGACUCGGCUGUUGCACAAAGCAAGAGUAUGCAGAAUAUCGAGGACCUAAGCACAACGUUCCAUAACAGCCUUCUUGCAUCGGCGGGCUUCUCGCCAACCAGACCGAUCAUCCUUAUCGGCCACAGCCUGGGAGGACUGAUCAUCAAGCAGGUAAGAGAUGCCAACAAGCUGUCACCCUUGCUUCCUGCUAUUAAUUCACACGCGAAUAAGUCUUUAAUAACGAUGUCGAGAUCGCAAAUCGUCGAUGACCAAAGACUCUUUCGUUCCAUAUAUGGCGUUGUGUUUUUCGGAACGCCACAUGAUGGGAUGGACAUCAGCUCCCUUAUUCCCAUGGUCGGAGACGGUCCAAACCGCUUCCUAAUUGAAUCCAUGAAUCGUAUGAACUCACAGAUACUGAGCAUACAGCAACGGGACUUCCACAGGGCCCUUGGCAGCGAAGGCGAUUCGGAAGUCUUCUGUUUCUACGAAACGGUCGAGUCUCCAACAGCGCAGAAAGUUGAUGGCCAAUGGAAAAUGACGGGACCAACAACGAUCCUCGUCACAAAGUCUUCGGCAACACACUGUCGUCCCUGGGAAGAUGGAACAGAGCAUAUCUGUGCUAUUGCUCGCGCUCAUUCCGAAAUGGUGAAGUUUGGACCCCACGAUCACGAGUACAAGAAUGUGAGAGAAAGGAUCAGAAGUCUUUGUCGACGGGCUGUUAGGGCGAGGAGUCGUUUGCAAACAAUAACAGCAAAGUGGGCGUACUGA
Messenger RNA from Trichoderma citrinoviride, 1359 nucleotides. RefSeq lists its product as hypothetical. The record is from RefSeq and is a predicted model, not a curated record. Bases 1 to 1359 code for a protein of 452 amino acids. Lineage: Eukaryota; Fungi; Ascomycota; Sordariomycetes; Hypocreales; Hypocreaceae. The transcript has 2 exons.